Messenger RNA from Helianthus annuus (common sunflower), 2088 nucleotides. RefSeq names its product cation/H(+) antiporter 24. Gene Ontology annotation, molecular function: antiporter activity. The transcript has 2 exons. Lineage: Eukaryota; Viridiplantae; Streptophyta; Magnoliopsida; Asterales; Asteraceae. The record is from RefSeq and is a predicted model, not a curated record. Gene Ontology annotation, biological process: regulation of pH; proton transmembrane transport. Gene Ontology annotation, cellular component: membrane; endomembrane system. Bases 1 to 2088 code for a protein of 695 amino acids.
AUGUAUUUCAUGUUCGUGUCGGGUGUGAAGAUGGAUCUUUUAAUGAUAAAAAAAGCGACGAAAAAACAAUGGUAUAUCGGGAUGUUUGGCAUGGUGGUACCCGUACUCGUAACAUGUGGGGUGGCAUACUUGGUGAGAAAUUCUCUGGAGCCCGAAAUGAAAAAACUUUCUUCCAUUUGGGGAGUGAGUGCGGCCCUAGCUAUCACAUCAUUCCCCGUUCUCCACCCGAUUAUUCGCGAACUCAACCUUUUGAGCUCGGAUAUUGGACGGAUGGCCUUAGCCACCGCAGUUAUUGGUGAUAUCGUAGGAAUGUAUGGGGUCAUCGCGUUUGAGGCGGCUAAACAAGGCGAAUUUCGCCUUAUGGCUGCCGUAGGAUAUAUACUCUCUUUGAUAGUGUUUUUUAUAGCCAUCUUUGGUGGAAGUAGAAUGUUAAUGUUUUGGAUAAUAAAAAUGACCCCAGAAGGCAAACCUGUUGAGCAAUUUUACAUAGUUGCAAUAUUGGCUGGUGUACUUGUGUGGGGGUUCAUGAGUGAUUUUUUCGGCAUAGCAUUAGCUAAUGGUCCAAUGUGGUUCGGUCUAGCGAUCCCUGAUGGUCCACCUUUAGGAGCCACUUUGGUGCACAAGUGCGAGACGUUUAUCUCCGACAUUCUUAUGCCAUUCGCGUAUAUAAAUAUGGGUUUGAUGACGGAUGUGUUCGCGAUGGGAGCCGUAUGGCCGACAUUACAACCGUUGUUUCUCAUAAUCUUAACGGGUUAUUUGAGUAAAUUUGUGUCAACAUUGUUUAUGACUCGGUUCUUUGAGAUGCCAAUAAGAGAAGGAGUCACAUUGAGUUUGAUCAUGAGCUUGAGAGGUCAAGUGGAGUUCUUAUUGUUUAUACACUGGUUGGACUUCCAGAUGAUCGGUAUUCCACAGUUUACGAUGUUCGUACUUUUCUCGACGCUGUUGACGAGCAUAGCCACGCCCAUGAUCAGCAUGUUCUACAAUCCGAACCGACCAUACAUGAUUAACAAGCGGCGAAACAUUCAACACACCCCGCCCAACACGGAACUAAACUUGUUGGUAUGCUUUAUGGAAGAGGAUAGUGUUCCUGGCAUUCUACACCUUUUAGAAGUGUUUAAUCCCACACUACAUAGUCCUUUUUUGAUCCACUCACUUCAUCUUGUCGAGCUCGUGGGCCGAGCCGCCCCGGUUUUCAUUGACCAUGCCGAGGAGGACAACCGCGACAAGAGCAACAUGGACGAAGAAACGGGGACUAUACAUAAAUCUUUUCAAGGUAUACAAGAAGCUAGGAGAGAUGUUGUUAAGAUCCACUCAUUUACCUCGGUUGCACCAAAAAGAAGUAUGUACCAAGAUGUUUGUGAGUUGGCUUUGAAUAGAAAGUCAUGUUUGAUAAUAUUGCCUUAUAAUGUGUCUCCAAUGGCAAGCAUGGCUGGGAGUGACAUGGUUCAAAACAAUGUGAAAUCACUAAACUACACGGUGCUCGAGCACUCGCCGUGCUCGGUGGCGAUUCUUGUUGACAAAGGCGAGUUUAGGCCACCCACGAAUAACGUAAGAAUGUCGGUAGCGGGUAUUAGAUACCAUUUCGCGAUGCUUUUCCUAGGUGGGGCGGAUGCAAGGGAAGCGUUGGCGUGCGCGGAUAGAAUGGCGGGGAAUCCGAAUGUUUCGCUUACGGUCAUACGCUUUCUUGCGUUUAACGGUGAAGGGGAAAACGACAUGGAAAAGAAGUUGGAUGAUGGGUUGGUGACCUCGUUUUGGGUGAAAUACGAGGGGAAUGAACAAGUGGCGUAUCGCGAGGUGGUGGUGAGAAAUGGAGAGGAAACCGUGGCGGCUAUUCGAGCGAUGAAUAGCGAGUCUUAUGAUCUUUGGAUUGUGGGGAGAAAGCUUGGCAUUAACCCGAUUUUAAUCGAAGGUUUGUCGAGUUGGAGUGAAAGUCUCGAGCUCGGUGUGAUCGGUGAUUAUGUCGCAUCGGUUGAUCUCGGUAGCUCUGCUUCGGUAUUGGUAGUGCAACAACAAGUUUUACGAGAUAAAGAAGCUAAUUCGGAUGGAUUGCAAGGGCGGAUUACAAGAUAUGUUAAUAGUUUCUUUUAG